CGGGCUCCUCCCUCUUGCACCAGCAGGCUUGUGUGGCUGUGAAGACAACACUUCCUCAAGUAGCCGUGGCGAAGGGAAGCAAAGACAGUCCUGGGCACGAGCCCCACCUCAGACUCCAACAGCCACCAGAGAGCAGAACGGUGGCCCGUCUUGGGGACCGCAGGAGGCGCCGUGUGCCCCGAUGAUGCCCACCCCUACCCGCCUGGCCCACUCGCCUCCCUGCUCCCUGCUGCUGGCGCUGUUCCUUGUCCUCUCAGGAGCCCCUGAGCAGAGCAAUGGGAACGAGUGGCAUGUGCUACAGCCUGAGGGCCCCAUGCUGGUGGCAGAAGGAGAGACGCUCCUAUUGAGGUGUACGGUGGUCGGCUCCUGCAUCGAUGAUAUGAUUAAAUGGGUCAAGGUGAGCUCUCAGGGCCAGCAAGAAAUUUAUAACUUCGAACGUGGCUUCUUCCCUGGGGUGGUGCCCAUGAUCCCACGCUCAUCAGAGCCACUGAAUUGCGAUUACUCCGUCUAUAUCCACAAUGUCACCGAGGAGCAUGCUGGAACCUACCACUGUGUGAGGUUUGAUGGUUUGAGUGAACACUCCGAAACGAAGGCGGAUGAGGGCACCUCGGUGCUUGUGAAGCGAGCUGGGGACCCCAAGCUGAACCUCUGGAUCAUCCAGCCCCAGGACUUGGUGUCGGUGGCCACUGGAGACACUGCCUUCCUGAACUGCACAGUGCUUGGAGAUGGUCCCCCUGGACCCAUCAGGUGGUUCCGGGGGGCUGGUCUGAGCCGGGAGGCCAUUUACAACUUUGAAGGCAUCUCCCAGCCCAAUGUGACAGCAGUGCGGGCCUCCAACAACGACUUCAGCAUUCUUCUGGGAGGCAUCUCCACUGAGGAUGCUGGGACCUAUUACUGUGUAAAGUUUCAGAGGAAACCCAAUAGGCAAUACCUCUCUGGACAGGGGACCACGCUGAGAGUGAAAGCAAAACCCACCUCUCCCCAAGAGGCAGAAUUCUCCAGUGAACAUGUAGCCAGGAUGUCUCCAACAGGCCUCCUGUCUGUGCUCACACCUGUGGUCCUGGGGCUGAAAGCAGUGACCUUGGCUGCACUCCUACUGGCCCUGGCUGCCUGCUGGAGAAGCUCUAAGCAAGAAGACUUCAAGACCCUGGGCCGAGCAGAGUCUCACAUGUUAGCAUGGGGCAAGGGGCAAGGGUGAGGGUCAGCCCCAGCGUGGAUCCUCUGUUCAGAGAGGAGCUAGGGCUCCUCGACCAUUUCUCAGCCUCUGGAUGCCCCCUAGGCCUCAUGACAAACUCCUAGAUCCCUACAUCUGGUGUCGGUUCACCUAGUGAAAUUCCCCUCUUUGCACUGGGCUCCCCUGAUAUGUCCCCUCUCUGCUCUCAGCCCAUUUGAGCCCUCGUUGUCCUUCAGGCCCUGGCUCGGGUCUCUCCGCUACGCCCUUGCCUAUGCUGCAGCCCCAUCUGGGGCGCCCUCCCCUUUUCUCCACCUCGGCACAUCUUUCAUGUCCUUCAAAUAUCCAACUCCAAGUCUUCCUCCCAGAAGGUGUCCCUGAGCAUCUCUGAGCUCAACCAGCCAGACCACCUGUGCGCCUUCACUACACCCUUCUCUCCGACCUUCCUGCCUUCUUCCACACCCCAUGGCUGGCUGGGUGAGUGUAAGAGUUAGAAUACAGGUCUGGCAACUGUAACAAAGCUCUUAAACAACAGUGGCUUAAACCAGAAAAAAGAUGCUUUCUCUAGUAAUAUCCAGCCAUAAGCAAGCCAGGCAAUACCGGGGCUCCCUGGUUUUGAGACCAGGGAUUGGUUGAUGUUGUUGUUACCAGGUCCACAUCCCAGGCAGCCAGACUGGGGAAGAAGGUGGGGAAGGGAGCAUGAUUCUCCCCUUUAAGGGCACAGUCAGGAAUUGGCCCACCUCACUUACUUUUAAUUGGCUGGAAUGUGGUCACGUGGUCACGUCUAGCUGCAAAAAAGGCUGGGAAAUGUAGUCUUUAUUCUGGCAGCAAUGUGCCCUGCUGAACUGGAGGGUGGAUAUCAGGGGAUAACCAGUAAUCUCUGCCACAGUGGCAUAAAGGCAGCCUCCUACUUGCUGUGUAGAACAAUGGAGUUUAAUUCCCAGCGCCUCUUCCCACCACCACCUCCACCAGGGCAGCAUUAACGUGGGGGAGCAGUUCUCAAGAAGAGUCAUUUUGCCCCCAUGGAACUUUUGGCAAUGUUAGAGACAUUUUUGGUUGUCACAAUUUCGGGGAUGCUACCACCAUCUAGUGGGUAGAGGCCGGGGGUGCUGCCAAACGUUGUUGUUCCCACAACAAAGAAUUAUGUGACCCAAAGUGUCAGCAGUGCAGACGUUGAAAAGCUCUGAUGUAGGGGAACGUCUGUAUGCCCAGGACUUCUAACUCCGAAGCCUCCGCUUCCUUACUGGCUGCCCUUAGUGACUAAUCAGUCACUUCACCUCCAAAAACAUUGAGGAUUUCUCUGCCUUGUAUAAGAACCAGUCCAAUCCCACAUUUCUUGUGGGCCUGCUAUGUGCCGUGUGCACUGUGUACACUCCAUACAUGUGAAGUCCCUUUUCUCUUUCCCUGCAAACAUGUAUUAGCACCUGCCAUGGUGGGAAGUGGAUUCGUCUGAUGUUUUUCAUUACAACAAACAGGAAAACAGCUUGAACUAAGCCAAAGAGUAUGUUAAUUUAGUCUGAGAAUUGAAUAAAUCACCGAAUUACCAGACAUUAGAGAAGGUAGGUAAGGUAGGCUGAGAAGUGUUCCCCCCCACCACCAAGAUAUCCACGUCCUAAUCUCUAGGACCUGUGGAUGUUACCUUAUAUGAAAAAAAAAAAAAAAGACUUUGCAGGUGUGAUUAAAUUAAGAAUAUUGAGAUGGGGAGGUUUUUCUGGAUUAUCCAGAUGGGCCCUAAAAGAGAUCACAAGUGUCCCUGUAAGAGAGAGAGGGAGAUUUGAUAUAGAAGAAGAGGAGGAAGCAAUGUGACCACAAACGCAGAGACUAGAGUGCUGUGAACACAAGUUAAGGAAUGCCGGAAGCUGGAAGAAGCAAGGAAUGGAUUCUUCCCCCAGAGCCUCCAGAGGGAGUGUGGCCCUGCCAACACCUUGAUG
Molecule: messenger RNA, 3102 nt
Organism: Lemur catta (Ring-tailed lemur)
Lineage: Eukaryota; Metazoa; Chordata; Mammalia; Primates; Lemuridae
Gene: SIRPB2
Product: signal regulatory protein beta 2
Exons: 5
Coding region: 182-1198 (338 amino acids)
Cellular component (GO): plasma membrane
Source: RefSeq, a predicted model, not a curated record